Molecule: messenger RNA, 1153 nt
Organism: Medicago truncatula (barrel medic)
Lineage: Eukaryota; Viridiplantae; Streptophyta; Magnoliopsida; Fabales; Fabaceae
Product: LOB domain-containing protein 4
Exons: 2
Coding region: 105-584 (159 amino acids)
Source: RefSeq, a predicted model, not a curated record
AAGUCCACACUUUCCCUCUCAACUUUUUUUUCUUCCAAAUAAUUUAAGGAAAAUUCAACAAUUCAAAAUAUUGAGCUACGUUAUCUUCAAGAAAUUGGAGGAACAUGAAGGAUGGUGGUAGAAAACAAGGUACAAUGUCACCAUGUGCAGCAUGCAAGCUUCUUAGAAGGAGAUGUGCUAAAGAUUGUGUGUUUGCUCCAUAUUUUCCAGCUGAUGAACCUCACAAAUUUGGCAGCGUCCACAAGGUUUUUGGAGCUAGCAAUGUCAACAAAAUGUUACAGGAAUUACCAGAACAUCAACGAAGUGAUGCAGUUAGUUCAAUGGUAUAUGAAGCAAAUGCAAGAGUAAGGGAUCCUGUGUAUGGAUGUGUGGGAGCCAUAUCCUCUCUGCAGCAACAAGUAGAUGAGCUACAAACCCAAUUAGCACAAGCACAAGCAGAGGUUGUGCAUAUGAAGAUGCACCAAUUCUCAUCUGAUCAUCAUCAACCACCAUCGAAUUCGUCACCACCAUCAGAAAAUGUGUACCAAUCAAGCAGGUUCUUUUCUUCACCAAACAAAAUGGGACAAUCCUUGUGGUCUUACUAGCUAGCUAGCUUAAUUAUCUUAUAUAUGUAGUAGUGUAAAAAGCCAUUGCUAGGGUUGAAAAAUGUCACAUUUGAUUUGCGGUAGACCAACACUUGAAAAUCACUCGAAAUAAACUUUGACUACACCGAUGGUAUAUUGCCAAGGUCUUCCACAUUCUUACGCCCGCGGGAGUGUUCUACUAUGAGUUUCUACUUACGAAGAGUGAUCAAUCGUAGAGUUUCAAAUGAUUUUUAAGUAUCGGUCUAUUGUAAAACAUAUGAGACACUUUUGCAUCCUAAAAAUGCGAUAGGAAAUAUGUUGCUAGAUAUUUUACUUAUUUUCUAAUGAUUAUUACUAAAUAGGCUUGGUUUAUUAUUACAUCCUUUAUCCUUAUACUACUUGAAGGACAUCGUUAUAUCUCUCUACAUUACCGAGAGAUGGUGAUGGUUAGUUAGUUAAUUAGAUUUACCCUCGUUAUGUAAAUGUCUAAACUUGUGAUGAAUUCGGCUUUGUUUGGAUUGGUGGAAUAUGGAUGGGAAUGGAAUGAAGUGGUAUGGUAUUAUAUUCCAUUGUUAUGGAUUUGUAAAUAA